This is a messenger RNA of Andrographis paniculata, 2988 nucleotides long. RefSeq names its product sister chromatid cohesion 1 protein 2-like. Gene Ontology annotation, cellular component: synaptonemal complex; cohesin complex. Lineage: Eukaryota; Viridiplantae; Streptophyta; Magnoliopsida; Lamiales; Acanthaceae. Gene Ontology annotation, biological process: replication-born double-strand break repair via sister chromatid exchange; mitotic sister chromatid cohesion; synaptonemal complex assembly. The transcript is spliced from 13 exons. The record is from RefSeq and is a predicted model, not a curated record. Gene Ontology annotation, molecular function: chromatin binding; protein binding. The coding region runs from base 572 to 2731 and encodes 719 amino acids.
AACUAUUUUUUCACAAAUCUCUUCUCCCUCAAUUAAUCUAAAAUCUUUAAUAAUUAAAUAACGAAAUCCAGGUAAAUUAAUUCAUUGCAGCCAACUGUUACCCAUUUACCCACCACCGAAUUAAAAAUUCACCCGUUUUCAGUUUUACGGAAAAGUGCCACGUUGACCUUUGUAUGAGAAAAGACAGAUAGGAAAUUUAAAGACAAAAAGAAAAUAGAAAAUUUUUAAACACGUAAAAAAUAAUGAAUGCAGAUAACGUUCAAAGGUUGGGAAUAUGUGUUUUCAACCCCAAAAAUUAUCUAAAAUUGCAAACCUGGCCCCUCCCCAACUCUUCAAGAGAGGUGACAAUUGACAUCAAAACUUUUAAAUGGUAACAAAAAGGGCAAAAAAAUGGUGAAAAUAAAAAGAUUCUUCCGUUCCUCCCUCCCUCCCCUCUCCUCUCUUCUGCAGUAGGCGGUUACAGUCUGUGUGGACGCAAACUCAAAUUUCCUCAGCUCCAUCUCGGCGCUGCAGCUUUGCUCAUUCCGUGAGUUUCACGCUUAAUGCACAGCAGAAACUACGGUGAAGCAGCAUGUUCUACUCACAUUUGAUGCUGUCGAAGAAGGGGGCGUUGGGCGUCGUUUGGAUGGCCGCUCAUUGCUACAAACGGCUGAAGAAGGAUCAAGUCCAGCAGACUAAUGUUCCUGCUUCUGUCGAUAUGAUUCUUAAGGAGGAAGUGCCUAAGCUGACGCAUAGAAUCUUAGCCUUCCUUCUACUCGGCAUUGCGAGGAUAUACGCGAAAAAGGCGGAGUAUCUGAACAAGGACUGUGCAGACCUCCUAAAUAAACUAUGCGAGGUUUUCAAGAAAGAAGAUAACACUGACUCAAGCCUACGAACUUUGCGGAAAUUCUCGAUCGCCAUGCCGAACAGCUUCGAUCUGGAUGCUUUUGAUCUUGACCUCUGUGAAGAUCUAGACUUUGUGGGUGGAAAUGUGCGGCCGCACAAUCAACUUGUGCUUGCAGAGGUGCAAGAAAACAACAGGAAUGCACAUGAUUUCCAGUGUGAGCUGCAGGAGAACACAACAAAUACACUACCCGGAAAUGCAUAUUCGCGGCAUUAUGAGGACAGACAAUUGGUCUUGGCCUCAUCCGUUAACACGGAUUCUUCUUUGGCUCGCCUAGGGGAGGUACCCAAUACAAGUUAUUUCUUGGAAGAUCGUUUGGAGCCACUGGUGUUAGAUGUGGCUGAAGAAGAACAGCUGUGUAUGAAGGCAACGGACACCAUGUGCCUUACAUUGCCGAGCUUGGAGAGACCUCGUGAUGCUCAGUUCUCUUUUGAAGAUUGCUCAGACUAUAUGUUGUUGGAUGGAGCAGAAAAAGAGCAAACAAGCCAUAAGCCAUCUGAUGACAUGAUAGGGACUGACUUCCCUGAUCCGAUCAAAGAUGUUGAGUUCGAUGAUGACUCAAGUCCAUUAACUCUUGGAAUUGAGUCGGCCAAAGGUACGGAGAUACUUGAAGCAACUGAUAUCUCCUUCGAAUACUGCCCCACUUUGAAAACAUCAAAUGAGGCUGAAAAGGAUCAAGGCAGCAACGAGCCUUCUUCUACAGAGAGUGGAAUUACGGAAAAACCUGUGGAGAAUCUAAAGGCUCAAUUGAGCAUGCAAGAGGGUGGACUGGAACGUGUUGAUAUAGCGCAGCCCGUGGCUGUGAAUAAGAGGAAUGUGCUGGAGGUGCUUACCCCAGACAUUAUGAGCUGCCAGAAUAUGGAUGUGUUUCCGAUGUCCAUUGGCACUCAAAAUCCACAGCAGCUAGAUACAAGUAGCCCUGAGCUUGCUGAUAUCCUGACUCCUGCUGCCCAAGAAUGUGGUAAAAUUCAGAGCAAGCCGGAAAAUUUAUUUGACACUCCUAGUGCACAAGAAUGUGGUAAAACUCCGAGGAAGCGGAAGAUUUUACUUGAUAUGGACACUAUUAUUCCAAAUAGGGUAAUCAAAGAAUGGAUAGCGAACAGUCCAAGUGCUUUGAAACGUGAGAGAAAGGAUGUUCCAAAAACUGUUUUGCAGGCAUGGAGGGCUUGCAAACUUGGCCAAAGCACUCCUAGCUUUUCCGAGCCAUUAAUAUCCGGCAUGUCAGCUGAUCUAGCAUCACUUCAUUGUGACAAGAAUUGUGCAGCAGCGACUUCUGGUGCCGAAUUGCAUGCCAAUCCCGACAAUUUCCAAUUUCCAGCAUGCACAGUUGAUGAACAAAAUGUGGAUGCUGGUUUCCCGGCUAUCGAGUGUCCUCCAAGACCAGCCCCGCUUGCUCCCAGAACACCCACAUCUAAUCUGGGUUUAUUGAGGCCACAGAAGAUUGGAGAAGCUCCGGAUUCAGACAUCCUGGAAGCCUCCACCUCACAUGAAAGCAUGGACAAGAUGCAAUCUUCAAAUGAAGAAGAAUUGAAUGAAGUCUUUUGUGAGGAAACAACUUCAAGUGACAUAGACAGCCAAGCAAAAUAUAACUAUUCUGCAAAUACAAGAACAUUGGGAUGCUAUCUUCAUAGAAAAUUCAUGGCUAAAAGAAGAAAAGAUGAAGAGGAAGUAUUGAACUUGUCGAAGUUGCUGAGUGGAAGGAGAAAGAAAGCAAGCGCAAGGACAUUUUUCGAGAUAUUGGUGUUGAAAACCACAGGCUGCAUACAUGUACAACAGGACAAUAACUAUGGCGAUGUUAUGCUGCGGGAGGCUUCCAAAUUGAAGCAGGUAGUAGAGAAUUUUGUGUAGCUACAAGUUGGUAUAUAAAACUUGCAGAGUGCAGUUAGAUGACUUACUAAGUAUAAAGAAGAGGAUAUAGUUGGGACAGAGUUAGUUAUUUGUAACAUGAUAGAGAGACAGGCUAGGCUGUUGUAGUUUGUAAAUUUAUCAUAUGAUGAAUUAAUUGAUGGAUGCUUUGAAUUGUACAAAUGUAACAACAGUUGCCCAAACUAAAAUUUAUUUAUUUAUGAUGGAUGGAAGAAUGAUGCUUCUUCCAAAUAACAAAA